Pecten maximus is the source of this 825-nucleotide messenger RNA. Its product is annotated as perlucin-like. The record is from RefSeq and is a predicted model, not a curated record. Bases 187 to 723 code for a protein of 178 amino acids. NCBI's taxonomy places the organism in Eukaryota, Metazoa, Mollusca, Bivalvia, Pectinida, Pectinidae. The transcript is spliced from 5 exons.
AAAAUAUAUCUAUUACAAUUUCAAACUACCUGCCUUAAUGAAUAUUCAAAUAAAUUCUUGGCUAUUACUCGCCUAUAUCUGUAGCAACGUCUGUUAUAAUUCACACGCAAUAUGAAGUACAUUAUCACUUGACCGACGACCUGUUGUACUCAAUAGUAAAUAAGGGGAAUAUCUAGUCAACUUACAAUGGAUAUGAUGCAAAUGGUGUCAUAUGGUAUUGUGUUGGUGCUGCUUUACACAACCAAUGUAUCUGGCGACACCUGCCCUAACGGAUGGACCCGACAUGAUAUAUCCUGCUAUUUCUUCGUCGACAUACCGGAAACAUGGCAGGACGCCUCCGCACAUUGCGAGGCACUCAACUCUCAAUUGGCUGCCAUUGAAACGGAGAGGGAAGAUGUGUUCAUUAGGGGUUACCUGCUUCAUCUUCAUGCCCACGAUUCCACAGCUUCAGUAAGAUACUGGCUGGAUGGGACAGACAUUGCUACAGAGACGGAAUGGACAUGGGGAUACUCGGAGGAGCCGAUCACAGGAUAUACUAACUGGUGUCCACACCAACCAGACAACUACAACUCCAACGAAGACUGUUUGAGGCUGGCGAAAUUCUGUGGAUUCGGCUGGGACGACGGGAAAUGUGAAGCUCAACAUUAUUUUAUCUGUGAAAGACAAGACAAAGACGUUCCAUUACCAGAUGUGGAACCUAAUGAAAUUGGAAUCAUUGGAUGAUGACUGACGCUGACGGACUGUCUAAAUUAGAUUUAACGUGAUAUUUUAAAUACUGUGAUCCAUGUCUAAGGCAUAUAAAUAAAACUCUAUUUAUUUUGUGUU